Molecule: messenger RNA, 257 nt
Organism: Staurois parvus
Lineage: Eukaryota; Metazoa; Chordata; Amphibia; Anura; Ranidae
Source: the annotation of a GenBank genome assembly
CCCAGCAGCGCCACCUGUCAGUGUCCAUCAGUGCCAGCUCUCAGUGCUCAUCAGUGCCAACCAUCAGUGCCAGUCAGUGCCACCUAUCAAUGCCAGUCAGUGCCACCUAUCAGUGCCAGUCAGUGCCGCCUAUUAGUGUGCAUCAGUGCCACCUAUCAGUGCCCAUCAGUGCUGCCUAUCAGUGCCGCCUAACAGUGCCAGUCAGCGCCGCCUAUCAGUGCCGCCUAUCAGUGCCAUAUAUGAGUGCUACCUUUCAG